AUGGCCUAUGACUGCUACGCUGCCAUCUGCAAGCCCCUGCACUACGAGAGCCUCGUGGGCAGCAGAGCUUGUGGCCAGAUGGCAGCAGCUGCCUGGGGCAGUGGCUUUCUCAAUGCUGUCCUGCACACGGCCACUACAUUUUCAUUGCCCCUCUGCCAAGGCAAUGCUGUGGACCAGUUCUUCUGUGAAAUCCCCCAGAUCCUCAAGCUCUCCUGCUCAGAUGCCUACCUCAGGGAGGUUGGGCUUACUGCAAUCACCUUCUUUUUAGGUGUUGUUUGCUUUGUUUUCAUUGUGGUGUCCUAUGUGCAGAUCUUCAGGGCAGUGCUGAGGAUGCCCUCUGAGCAGGGCCGGCACAAAGCCUUUUCCACGUGCCUCCCCCACCUAGCCGUGGUCUCCCUGUUGGUCAGCACUGCCAUGGUUGCCUACCUGAAGCCCCCCUCCAUUUCUUCCCCAUCCCUGGACCUGGUGGUGUCAUUUCUGUACUCGGUGGUGCCUCCAGCAGUGAACCCCCUCAUCUACAGCAUGAGAAACAAGGAGCUCAAGGGUGCAAAAGAUCUUGUACGUCAACCAGGAAAGUGGACCACCAUGGAGAGGGGUAUCCGGUACCUGAGGGAAUUAGCCAUGUUGGAGGUGAUUGAUAGUAACCUAGACAACAAACAGCUGUCCAAAGAUCCAGAUGAAGUCAAGUGCACACGACCCAUGUGGCAGACGUUUGUACAGAGCGCACCAUCAUCAUAUGCCAACUCAUUGGCAGUAAUGAUCUGGAAAGACCAAGAGGAACCCAUGGUGGAUGAAUCGGCUAGCCAACUCUGGCAUUACAAAGAAAGUCUCUCUUCUUCCCUAUGGGCCUGCAUCUCGUCUACAGAGAAACUUUCGCACGAGGUGCAAGAACUAUAA
Molecule: messenger RNA, 897 nt
Organism: Cygnus atratus (black swan)
Lineage: Eukaryota; Metazoa; Chordata; Aves; Anseriformes; Anatidae
Product: olfactory receptor 14J1-like
Exons: 2
Coding region: 1-897 (298 amino acids)
Biological process (GO): G protein-coupled receptor signaling pathway
Cellular component (GO): membrane
Molecular function (GO): olfactory receptor activity
Source: RefSeq, a predicted model, not a curated record